UAACGAUGGCCAAAAACACUUCUUUGUAUUUCCGAAUCGUCGAAGGAAGAAAUUUACCAGCAAAGGAUGUUUCUGGGACCAGCGACCCUUACUGCAUUGUAAAAGUUGACAAUGAGGUCGUGGCCAGGACGGCCACAGUGUGGAAGAACCUCAACCCGUUUUGGGGUGAAGAGUACACCCUGCACCUGCCCAUGGGGUUCCACACGUUGUCCUUUUACGUCAUGGACGAGGACACGAUUGGCCACGAUGACGUAAUUGGGAAGAUCUCUCUCAGCAAAGAGACCAUAGCAGCCCAGUCCAAAGGACUGGAUAACUGGCUGAACCUGACGCGGGUGGACCCGGACGAGGAGGUGCAGGGGGAGAUCCACCUGGCCCUGGAGCUGCUGAGAGACGCCCAGAGGACGAGCCUGCGCUGCCAUGUGAUCGAGGCCAGAGACCUGGCCCCACGGGACAUUUCGGGAACGUCAGACCCCUUUGCCAGGGUCCUCUUCAACAACCACACCGCAGAGACAUCGAUCAUCAAGAAGACCCGCUUCCCUCACUGGAGCGAGCUGCUGGAGCUGGAGCUGGAGCCGGGCGAGGCGACAGAGGGGGCCAGCCUCACCCUGGAAGUGUGGGACUGGGACAUGGUGGGCAAGAACGACUUCCUGGGCAAGGUGGAGAUCCCGCUUGCAUGCCUGUUCAAGACCCCUCUGUUGGAGGGCUGGUUUCGGCUGUUACCCCUGGGAAACUCUGAGGAUGAUGCAGGGGGUAAGCUCGGCGCCCUUCGGCUGAAGGUUCGGCUGGUGGAGGACCGCAUCCUGCCUUCCAUGUACUACCAGCCCCUCAUCGACCUGCUGGUGGAGUCGGUCAUUUCCCCAGCGGAGGUGGACGACACCACCCCGCUGACCAUGCUGGAGGAGGUGACCACGGUGGAGAGCCGGCAGGACGUUGCCAUGACGCUGGUGAAGAUCUACCUGGGGCAGGGGCUGGUGGUGCCCUUCCUGGACUACCUCAACACCCGUGAGGUCAACCACACCUCGGACCCCAACACCCUGUUCCGCUCCAACUCCCUGGCCUCCAAAGCCAUGGAACAGUUCAUGAAGGCUGUGGGGAUGCUCUACCUGCACGAGGUGCUGAAGCCCAUCGUCAACCGCAUCUUCGAGGAGAAGAAGUACGUCGAGCUGGACCCCUGCAAAAUCGAACUGAACCGCACCAGGCGGAUCUCCUUCAAGGGCGCCGUGUCGGAGGCGGAGGUGAGGGAGAGCAGUGUGGAGCUGUUGCAGGGGUACCUGACCAACAUCAUGGAGUCCAUCGUGGGCUCUGUGGCGCAGUGCCCUCCCGUCAUGAGGGUGGCCUUCAAGCAGCUGCACAAGAGGGUGGAGGAGCAGUUCCCCGAGCCAGAGAAUGAGGAUGUGAAGUACCUGGCCAUCAGCGGCUUCUUCUUCUUGCGUUUCUUCGCUCCUGCCAUCCUGACGCCGAAGCUCUUCCACCUGAGGGACCAUCACGCGGACACACGGACCAGCCGCACCCUGCUGCUGCUGGCCAAGGCUGUGCAGAGUGUGGGGAACCUGGGCCUUCAGCUCGGCCACGGCAAGGAGCAGUGGAUGGCGCCCUUGCACCCAGUCAUCCUCCGAAGCGUCGCCUCCGUCAAGGACUUCCUGGACAAGCUCAUCGACAUCGACCAUGACAACGUGUCGGAGGUGCCCCAGCGGGCGGUGUUCCUGCCCUCGGUCACGGUGAAGGAGGGCUACCUGCACAAGCGCAAGGCGGAGGGCCCCCAGCUGCUCACACGCUUUGCCUUCAAGAAGCGCUACUUCUGGCUGAGCAGCGAGACCCUGUCCUACGCCAAGACCCCAGAGUGGCAGGUACGCUCAUCCAUCCCCAUCCAGCGCGUCUGCGCGGUGGAGCGUGUGGACGAGAACGCCUUCCAGCAGCAGCACGUGAUGCAGGUCAUCACCCAGGACGGCGACGGGCAGCUGCACACCAUGUACAUCCAGUGCAAGAACGUGAACGAGCUGAACCAGUGGCUGUCGGCCAUCAGGAAGGCCAGCAUCUACAAUGAGCGCAUGCUGCCCUCCUUCCACCCGGGGGCGCACCGCGGGGGAAAAUGGACCUGCUGCCUGCAGAGCGACCGGGCAGCUCAGGGCUGCAGUCGCACCCAUUCCGCAGUGACCCUGGGCGACUGGAGCGACCCUCUCGAUCCCGACGCUGAGACCCAGACCAUCUACAAACAGCUGCUUCAGGGCAGGGACAAACUGAGGAAGAAGUACCUGGAGUCCGUGGAUGCAGAGACGGCCAUCGACGAGGAAGAGAAGAGACUGAGCCCCAGCCUGUCCCCAGCCGGGGUGGAGCGCAGCCGGCAGUUCCACGAGCGCAGGCAGGCGGCAGCGGCCCGGCUGCUGGAUGUGGUGCUGGACCUGGAGCGCGCCCACCUGGCCUUCCAGCGCAGGGAGCGGGAGGAGGCCGCUAACCACAUCCUCAUCCCCUAG
This is a messenger RNA of Megalops cyprinoides (Indo-Pacific tarpon), 2471 nucleotides long. RefSeq names its product rasGAP-activating-like protein 1. Gene Ontology annotation, biological process: regulation of GTPase activity; cellular response to calcium ion; negative regulation of Ras protein signal transduction. The record is from RefSeq and is a predicted model, not a curated record. Lineage: Eukaryota; Metazoa; Chordata; Actinopteri; Elopiformes; Megalopidae. Bases 6 to 2471 code for a protein of 821 amino acids. The transcript is spliced from 21 exons. Gene Ontology annotation, molecular function: GTPase activator activity.